Molecule: messenger RNA, 911 nt
Organism: Acanthoscelides obtectus
Lineage: Eukaryota; Metazoa; Arthropoda; Insecta; Coleoptera; Chrysomelidae
Source: the annotation of a GenBank genome assembly
AGGUUAUUAACCACGUGUUGGCGUGCACCGCUUAUUGUGUCCAGUUUUUCUCCGAAUAACCAGCCAAGACUCCAGAAGUUUUCAAAUAAGGGAAAAAUGGCGUCCGAGCACAAAAAAUCUUAAAUCUAGUGAGAGAACAAGAAAAAACUAAAUCAGCUCUCGAAGAACUUGAUAAUACAGUACAAACUGAUUUCCAAACAGUUGUACCAGCAGUACCAAGCACCUUACCAGAAAGAUAUGAUGAACACAUAAGCACCUUUAAUGGAUUUGAUAUCAACAGUAUGGAGAUCGUAUUGGCUGAUGAUGUUCUUAAAAUAGAUGAAGCUGAGUUCAAUCUUCCGCCAGCUGAGCUAGGAAUAAAUGUUUGUGGUUUAGAGGAUAAACACUUAGAUCUUCGCCAUCGUGAUCAAGAUCAGCCAACCGCUGGAAGUCAUGGCAAUUUUAGUAGCAGUAGUAAUGAAAGCGAUCUUGACAGUGAUUCCGUUCCAGAUAAUGUCUAUGCAGUAGAUGACGAUAUCUUCGAUGGUAAUGCUAUCGAAAGUGAUAAAGCAAAUAGCGCAACUGAAAAUCAUCCUUGGGGUGACAUGAAUGAAGGACGAAAAAUAAAAAUUACAGCAGACAAAAAUGAAUGGAAAAGGAAUAAAAGCAAAUUACUAAGAAUGAAAGGGGAGGAUUACCUUGGAUUUUCGCGUGACAAGGACAAAAACUUCAAACAUAAUACUCCUCGCCCAGCGAGGAAACUGGGAAUGGCAUGUGUUUCAAAAAUGUGUUUAAAAUCAAAGAAGAGGUUUUGUGAUACUUUCACCGAAGAUAUACGGAAAGAAAUGUUUUCCCGUUUUUGGAAAAAAAAUGACGUGGGAUCAAAGAAAGCUUUUUGUUUCUGGACAUGUCAGCCUCCAGCCUCCAUCUAG